AUCAUCUUUGCACACUGCGCUGUGAUUGGUGGAAAGGCUUCGCAAAACCGGAAGCGCAGCCAUCUCCAGUGUUGUAAUCAUCUUUGAAACAUGGUAGCUUGGGAGGCGCUGACUUGACUGACUGACAUUUUUGAUAAGGUUGCCCUGCCCUUUAACGACAUUUCCCUCACUAAAUGGUUUGACUUACAGCCGGAUUGACGCUUUGUUGUGGCCGCCGUCCUUGCAACCAAACCAACUCUGAAACGACUGGAGUGAGCUGCAGUCGACUUCCCUGAGACAUUGCGCGUCAAGACACCUGUGGACACACCCUCCCGACUAUCAGGAGACCUCGACGAGAGAAUGUGGCUGCCCUUGAUUGGAAUGACUGCCCUGCCACACCUCGGUGGGCUUUACGGUGGGUACAUCACGCGCAAAGAGGUGAAGACCUGGUACCCCACCUUAGAGAAACCGUCAUGGCGGCCACCCAACGCAGCCUUCCCGGUGGUGUGGACCUGCCUGUACACAGGGAUGGGCUACGGCUCGUAUCUGGUUUGGAAGGAGCUGGGAGGUUUUACAGAGGAGGCGCUGGUGCCGCUCGGUCUGUACGGCGUUCAGCUGGCGCUCAACUGGGCUUGGACUCCCAUCUUCUUUGGGGCACACAAGCUCAAACUGGCCCUCAUCGAGAUCGUGCUUCUAACAGGGACCGUUGGCGCCACCAUGUGGUCGUGGUACCCCAUCAGCCGACCCGCCACUCUGCUCAUGGCGCCCUACCUGGCCUGGCUGGGCUUGGCCACCUCGCUUUGCUACCGCAUUUGGAAGGACAACCCUGAGACCAAAGAGGAGUAGGAGGCGUUUAACAUGACUUCCGCAAAGAACAAAGCACAAUCAGCCUUAACCUUUUUUUUUUUUGCACCUUUUGACUUUACUGAUUUAUUGACUCUUGUAUGAUUGAUUUCCUUUUUUCCCAACCAGAAAUCUUUUGUCUUCACAACAACUUAAUCAUUGAAGUAUAUGACUGCACUAUAUACUUCUUUUAUGUUGUACUUAAUCCAAUAAAAAAAGUUAUUCCUAUUAUUGCACAGGUACCAAAAGAAGAUUCUACUUAAAGUCCGCUUGGCUCAUUAAAACCAUGUCAUAUUAUGUACAACGGCACAUAUUUGCUAUUGUAUGAAGAAGGUCAUUGAAUGCAUGAUUUCUGCUUGUAUUAAACUGUGGAUUUAUGUCAUUUUACUACACAGUGAGAUUAUAUAAAUAAAUAAACUAAACCAUAAAA
Molecule: messenger RNA, 1252 nt
Organism: Nerophis ophidion (straightnose pipefish)
Lineage: Eukaryota; Metazoa; Chordata; Actinopteri; Syngnathiformes; Syngnathidae
Gene: tspo
Product: translocator protein
Exons: 5
Coding region: 340-825 (161 amino acids)
Cellular component (GO): mitochondrial outer membrane
Source: RefSeq, a predicted model, not a curated record